This is a messenger RNA of Hevea brasiliensis (rubber tree), 958 nucleotides long. RefSeq lists its product as uncharacterized. Bases 322 to 738 code for a protein of 138 amino acids. The record is from RefSeq and is a predicted model, not a curated record. The transcript has a single exon. Lineage: Eukaryota; Viridiplantae; Streptophyta; Magnoliopsida; Malpighiales; Euphorbiaceae.
GCAUGGCAGACAAAGAAAACAAGCGGCAAGGAGUGGAAUUCUUGUGAAGCUCCUUCCCGACAAUAAUAAAUCACUCUUAUCAUCGCCUCUCUCUUUCUACUGUAUCAGUCAAGAGACUCAAGGCUAGACCAGACACCAAAACGCCACCGUUUUCUUUAUCAACCGACGUUAAAAUCCCAAGGAGACGAAGCAACGGUUACUUGCUUGCUCCUUCUGGAUCAAGUUCAAAACCAUCAAAGCUAUAUAAAUAGUACGCACCUGUAGGUGUGAGACACAGAGAGAAGAAACGACAUCGUUUUUCUGUUCCCCUGAGAGGUGGAAAUGGUUUCAUAUUUGCCGCUGAUCGCGAUCAUGAUCAUGAUUGUUGGAGACUGUAGAGCCAGGGAAUUACGGCCGUCCUACCACGGGCUGGACAACCAGAGCGCGCCACCUGAGGGGCAGAAAAUGCCGCCGGAAAUGAAGGAAUUCUUCGGAGCUUCAUCGUCGCCAACUUCGAAAUCAUCCAACGUUGCAUUGCCGAAAGCAAUGAAUUCUAACGACACGACGUGGUGGAGCGGUGUUAAAGGUGGAAAUGCCGGCGGUGAAGGUGGAGAUCGCUUGAGGCACGUGCUUUUCGUGGCCAGCCUCGCGUGUGGGAUCACAGGUGCGGCGCUGCUAGUGGCUUCCGCUUUCAUCUACGUUGUCAAGUAUAAAAAGCAAACGACAUCGUCCUCAGAUAACAGUAAAUCCAAUCACUAGUGAGUAAAGCAGUUGUGCUUUUUUGAGAUUUGUUUUAUUUUUAUUAUUAUUAUACUCUCCCUUUUUUUCAUUUUUUUAUUUUUAAAAUAUUUUUGUUAUGUGUUUGAUUUGAACCCAAAUUUCUUCCCUUGGCUUGAAUGCGUGCAUAGCACUUGCUGUAGUAUUUUUAUAUAUUUUUGUUUUUUUUUUCUUUUCCUAUUAGAGGUUGAUUAAGUUGAAA